AGGGCUGAAAUUCUCCCCUCCUCCUUUCGAAGCUUUCUCGGCAAUCUUCCGAAUACCUCGAGGGAGACGAUGAGCUCCAACACGACUCCGCCGUCUCGGCCUCCGAAUUCCGGCGACAGGUCGAAGCGAAGCCGCGACGAUUCCGCCGCCUCGACGAACCCUUGGAGCCGCAGCGACAGCGGCGGCCGAGGGACCGACAGGAGGGCGACGAGGACGGCGAAGAAGGAGAAGAAGGACAGCAAGCAGAAAACCUUGGGCAUGGCCUGGGGCGCCAAUUCCCUCUCCUCCUCGCGAUCCCCCUUCCGCAAUUCUCCUUUCUCCAAUUUCGGCAGUUACAUGGUCGAGAAGAAUAGGAAACUUCAGGAGCAGUUCCGUACAGAAGCUUCAACUUCUUCUCACAGUGAUUCUAGUUCUUUGAAAGCUAUAUUUCAUGGAGUUUCUAUUUUCGUGGAUGGUUUCACUGUUCCUUCCAGUCAGGAAUUGCGAGGCUAUAUGUUGAAGUAUGGUGGAAGAUUUGAGAACUACUUCUCCAGGCAUCGUGUUACACAUAUCAUUUGCAGUAACCUUCCUGACAGUAAAAUAAAGAAUUUGAGGUCCUUCAGCGGUGGACUUCCAGUUGUGAAACCAAAGUGGAUUGUGGAUUCUCUUGCGGCUAAUAAACUUUUAAGUUGGCUUCCUUACCAGCUCGACCAGCUAGCAGAUAAUCAGCCAAAGUUGUCAUCAUUCUUUGCUACUAAAGAUGGCUUGCUGUCUAACGAUGGUUUGACCGAUAUAGUUUGUCAGUUGCAUGAUAUUGGGGAUUCAUCUUCAAAAGGUCGGACUGCGAAGGACAUUAAUUCGUCUGAAGUGGGUCAAUCAACAGAAUACGGAAGUCCACUCAGUGAAGAGUUAGGCCAGGAGAAUGCAGAUGUUUCGGUGAUUACUGAAUUGAUUAAUUGCACCAAAGAAUGUCCAGGAAGUUGUAGGACCGAACAAAUUGACAUGGAUAAAGAAGAAAUGGGAAUACUUAGGGAAGAACUUAAAGACAGUCUUAGUGAGCCUACUACUUCAGCUGGCAAUCACCCCUCAGACAGAACAAGAACAAGGAGUUUACCAACUUCUGCAGUCACGAAACAUCCUAGUAUGGGCCAUUCAACUGCAGAGGAUCCCAGCUUUGUAGAGAAUUAUUUCAAGAAUUCGAGAUUGCAUUUCAUAGGAACAUGGAGACAUAGGUAUCGCAAGCGGUUUCCUAGUUCUCUUAACCAGGUUAAGUGUGCAAUUAAUCUUAAAGCAUCAGAUGAUUCUAAAAAGGCACGCGUCAUCCAUGUUGACAUGGAUUGCUUCUUCGUUUCAGUUGUCAUCCGGAACCUUCCCGAAUUACAUGAUAAACCAGUGGCUAUAUGCCACUCAGACAAUCCAAAAGGCACUGCUGAAAUUUCAUCCGCAAACUACCCUGCUCGAGACUAUGGAAUUAGGGCCGGUAUGUUUGUCCGAGAUGCCAAAGCAUGUUGUCCUCAUCUCGUCAUUUUUCCAUACAACUUUGAAGCUUACACAGAGGUGGCUGAUCACUUCUACAGUAUAUUGCAUAAGCACUGCACAACAGUACAGGCAGUGAGCUGUGACGAAGCAUUUUUAGAUGUCACUGAUUCGGAAGUGCAAGAUCCUCAGCUUCUGGCUUCUAUAAUAAGAAAAGAGGUUUUUGAGACCACUGGUUGCACUGCGAGCGCUGGUAUAUCUGGGAACAUGCUAAUGGCUCGCCUAGCUACCAAGACUGCUAAGCCAAAUGGUCAGUGCUACAUCCCCUUAGAAAAGGUGGAUGAAUAUUUGUGCAAGCUUCCUAUAAAUGCACUUCCUGGGAUAGGGUAUGUUCUAGAGGAUAAAUUGAAGAAGCAAAAUAUUUGGACUUGUGGACAGCUGCGUAUGGUGUCGAAGGAAUCUCUUCAGAGGGAUUUCGGUGCAAAAACAGGGGAGAUGUUGUGGAAUUACAGUAGAGGGGUGGACAACAGGAUGGUUGGCACAAUUCAGGAGAGCAAGUCAAUUGGUGCUGAAGUUAAUUGGGGUGUGAGGUUCAAGGAUGCAAAAGAUAGCAAAUUGUUUCUUGUAAACCUCUGUAAAGAAGUGCAUUUGAGGUUGCAGGGAUGUGGAGUUCAUGGGCGAAAGUUUACUCUUAAGAUUAAAAAGAGAAGGAAGGAUGCUGGGGAGCCUGCAAAAUACAUGGGUUGUGGAGAUUGUGAAAACCUCAGCCACACAAUAACGGUUCCAGUUGCUACAGAUGAUGUAGAUGUUAUUCAGAGGAUAACAAUGCAGCUCUUUGGAUCAUUUAAUAUAGACGUGAAGGAGAUCCGUGGGGUUGGCCUGCAAGUUUCCCGCCUUGAAAGUGUGGAAGCUUCUAAACAAGGACUCGAAAGAAAUCUCUUGAAGUCAUGGCUUGCCUCUACCUCUGCAAAUCAAGUUGAACAAUGCGACACCAACAGUGUGGUGAAAGAGACGAUUGACAUAGGUUUAGAGGGCCAGAAAGUGGAUGGGGCUUCGAGUGAUAUGUUUCCUCACUUAGCUCAGAAUUCCAAUCAAGUAGAUGACAGUCCAUCAGAUUGCAAAGCUUCUUUGGAUCAGUCUAUCACACGACCAGCUUUAUGUCAUCUGGAUAUUGGAGUCAUAAAGUCACUCCCACCAGAAGUCUUUUCUGAAUUAAAUGAUGCUUAUGGAGGGAAAUUAGUUGCAUUUGUUUCUAAGGGCAAGGGCAAGUCUAACAGCAAAGGCGAUGGGGAAGUCUCUGGGAGUUCUCCAUCCAUGCAUUCACAGCAAGUAGUAAAAGGUUGGUGCUUUUCACUCAUAAAUUUAUCGCUUGCUACUUUUAGUCUGGCUACUAACUAGCUUUUGCAAGAAGGUGCGAGGGAUAGAACAGAGGUGUACUUUUCUGGUACCAAUCAUGCGGACAGAUUUCAACAAGAUAAACAGACCAAGAAGCCUGUUAUUCAGGAAACAGACCUUUUAUGUGUGUCUAAACCAAGCUACUCUAAUACGGGGGCUUCAGUGC
This is a messenger RNA of Eucalyptus grandis, 3016 nucleotides long. Its product is annotated as DNA repair protein REV1. Gene Ontology annotation, cellular component: nucleus. The transcript is spliced from 20 exons. Bases 70 to 2853 code for a protein of 927 amino acids. Gene Ontology annotation, molecular function: DNA-directed DNA polymerase activity; damaged DNA binding; deoxycytidyl transferase activity. The record is from RefSeq and is a predicted model, not a curated record. Gene Ontology annotation, biological process: error-free translesion synthesis; error-prone translesion synthesis. Lineage: Eukaryota; Viridiplantae; Streptophyta; Magnoliopsida; Myrtales; Myrtaceae.